This is a messenger RNA of Pocillopora meandrina, 6702 nucleotides long. Lineage: Eukaryota; Metazoa; Cnidaria; Anthozoa; Scleractinia; Pocilloporidae. The record is from the annotation of a GenBank genome assembly.
AUGGCGGAUCAGAUGGCUAAUGACGACAGUGGUAAAGUAAAGCACAUUGUGGCGGAUUCGGCCGCUUUUUUGAAAAAUGCACCGCUUCAUGAAAUGUGUGAAAAUGUGCAUACAGUUGAGGAUGUUGUUAAUGAGAUCAGAGACGCAGCAACUAGACAGCGUUUGGCUGUGUUGCCAUACAAAAUCAACUUCAGAGAGCCGUCAACAGAAGCACUACAUGCGGGUGAGUUAGGAGCGAUGAAAUCUAUAUUAUGCGGAUCCCAUAUCAAAUGGACCCCUUGCUUUUUGGACAUCGAACAAAUUCCUUACUUCUUUCUCAUAUUUACUCUAAAACAAACGUGUUUUUGACGGACUUCUCUAUAAGGAAGACCAUAACGCUAGAAUCAAGCCCCGUUUAUGAAAACCCAAAUUGAAGAUGUAUUAGAAUAGAUUUGUUACAUUUAAGUAGUCUAUAAAGUUCUAAUAUCGUGUCCAGAAGACGCACAGAAAGAAAGAGGCACAGAACAAUUGAAAUAGUGUGCAGUGAGAUAAAAUUAUAAUAAGACUGUAUCAGACCAAAGGUUAAGGACUAUUGAGUUGACUUAACAUCAGUGAUGGUACAUGUACACAAAAUAUUUAAGUUUUCCCGGAGGUAUUAUCAGCAGGCCAUACUGAUCUUAUUGAAGAUAUCGGAAAAUGUCUAACAUGGUAGGUGCAUUGUGGGGUUAAGGGUGCAUGGGUUUUAGAAAUGAGAGGAGAUAGCAACUCAGUGGCAAAAACUUCAGAAUUCUGCUCAUACAUGGGGAUCAAUUCACAGUUGUUGUCAUUUAUUUUGUAAACUUUUCUUCCUUCUUGCUGUCAUUGAAACUGUGUUAAUUUUCUUAGUGACUGAAUUUGCAAAGCAGACAGGAGAUUUUCGAAGUCUUUCUGUCAUUGACCUAAAGGUCCUGGCUCUCACAUAUCAACUAGAAAAGGAACAUUGUGGCAUUGAUCACAUUAAGACCAAACCCACCAAACAGGUUAGAACUUAUAAGAUUCAAUGUACUAAAGUCCUACUUAGAUAUAGUCAGUCCAUUUGGUAAUCAAAGGCAGAAUACUUAGAAUGAGUGCUUUUGUACAGUUUCUCUGAUUUGCAUGAUCAUGUUGACUGUGUGUGAGGUGGAUUACCAAAGGAGUAGUUCCCCACCCCUCCACCCUCUUCUAUUACCUCCCUUAUGGAAUCUAAUUAAGUAAAACCCAUUCAUCUACAUUUCCUUAGGAAAAGUAUCUGUUGUACUCUGUAUGAUGCAGUCUUCACCCAAGUUACCAACCAAGAUAACCACACUGCAAAUCUUCAAACUACCACUUGCCCUUCAAGAAAGGGUCUCUUUGAAAUCAGAAAUACUUUAAAAUGUGUCUCAUUUCCUUAGAGAAGUGCCCCUUUCUCCUCCCCUGACCAUUAUGGAUGAGUGGUCAUGAUCACUAAACCAAAGAUGCACAUAUUUGAUCUGGAAAAAUUGCUUAGAGACCAAACUGCAUCACUUUUAUGUACUGUAGCACUGAUGUUAGAAAAAUUAACCAAAUGCCCCCCUCCCCUCCCUCUAAUAAGUGUCUCUGACAACUCACCUUGUACAGUGUGCCAUAAAAUGUUUUUUGAAAAUGUUAUUGAUAUCAACACAUUACCAAAUCCAGGUAGAAAUAACUCAAGGAUUUGCAGGAAAGACAGUCCCCGGCUUCUUUGUGGAAAAAGUGAGUGUACCAUCAUAUAUUAAACUAUUGUAUAUUUUCAUUUCUAACACUAAGGCUUCAUUCUCUUUUCCUGAUAUGUUGCUGUGAUCUUUUAAUCACUAUUAGAACUUUCUAUCACCCAAGAUUUUCAAAUAUUAUGUGAUGCAAUUCCUUUAUGAUCACCUGGCUCAGAAUGAUUAUUCCACUGUUACACCAUUUUAUCAUAUCAGGGCAGUGGAACACACAAAAUGUGCCAUUACACUGAAGUAUGAUGCAUUGCUAUAGAAUGGAAAAAAAUAUGGUUGGAAAGUGUAGCAAGAAAAUAGCUGCACUAAAUGACCCAACUUUUAAGUGCAUCAAAUUUUUUUUUGGUCUCACACUAUGUUAAAAGCAUUUUAAUGAUUUCACUUGGGUUCUUUUUAAUUUUUACACAGGCCACAAUGGAUCAAUACUGUGGUCAGAUAGACUGUACUUUGAAAACUAGAUGUCUAAAUACUCAAAAAUGAAAUCAGAAUGGAAUUAUAAAUACCUUAUUCAAUGGUUCACACACUAUAUGAACAGCCAUUUUACCCAUUGCUUGUAUUUUUCCUGGCCCAUACAGGGCUUGGAAAAGUACUACAUGACUUGCAAAACAUCAGUGCAUAUUAUAUUGUAUGAAACCAUUGAAGAAGGUGUAUGUAUUGUCUCUCUCUCCUCUUAGAAGCCAAAAGAGGAAAGUGAAGAAACUGAGCUAAGAGAUGAAAGAACAGUGUGCCGUACAGUUGACAGUGAUAAAACUACAGGAACAGAUGGACAACAGAACAAUACACCAAAUACAAGUGAUGAAUGUGAGACAAAUGCAAUUGAUACAUCAAGAACUGAAAUAAGCACAGCUGCUGAAAUUGAUAAAAACAAUGACUCUACUGCUCAGGAAAUUACAACUGGUUUGGAGGCACUGACAGCAAAUGAUCCAACAUUAAAUGAUUCUAAAGAUGAUGAUGAGGGAUUUGAGGAAAAUGAUAACAAUGUUGAUGGUGAGGAUGAUUUAGACAGUGAUAUUGAGGAGGAUUGUGAGCUUGAAAAUGGUGAUGAUGAUGAUGAUGAUGAUGAUGAUGGUUGGAUUACACCUGAUAACAUAAAGCAAAUUAAGAAUCAGAUGGGAAAAGGAAGCCAGGAUGCUUUGCCAGCUAAUGUGACUGUAGGCUGCCUUACAACUGAUUUUGCAAUGCAGGUAAUAGAGAUUGUCCGUAAUUCUGUUGUGACUGAGGAAUUCUUACAGUUAAGCAUUUCCACAAUUGCCACCUCAAGCCUAAUCACAUGUUAUUUAACCAUAUCAUACCAUAUCUCUCUGUAUUUUACAUUGAUUUGUUGUUGUAGGUUAUGGCAGAUAACUUUUUGAUAGCUAGACAUUUUAAAUGAAUUUGGAAGUGAUCUUCAGAGUAAUAAACACUACUUAAGCAAUAGAGAAACUAAGGUCUGAAAAAAAAGAUUUAGACCUGUAUGGGAUUUGAACCCAUGACCUCAGGGAUAGUGGUGCAGCGCUCUAUCAAAUGAGCUAACAAGCCAACUGGGAGCUGGUCAUGAUGUUGGUUUGUAGUAAAUCAGUGAAGUGAUGAGUAAAUGGCUGUAAAUAUAUGAAAAUCAUAUAAUUAUGUGAACUGCAGUUCACAAAUAUGAUUUUCCUGUAUUUCCUGUAUUUACAGUCAUUUAGACAUUUUUAAGUUAAAAGAAACGGGUAUUAAAAUUUUUAAAUGCAAAACGUACAUAACAAAAUCAACUUACUUCAUCACCUUUUUUUGUCAAUACCUUAGUGACAGAGAAAUUAUGAAAUGAUGUUCAGAAAAAAAUGUUGGCAAAGCUAAACAGAGAGACAAAAAAAUUGUGUUAGCCCUUUAACUCCCAAGAUCUGAUUGUUAAUUCUCCCCUCUAGCUGCUACACAUUUCCUUGUAAAUUAGUUUCAAGAGUUUGGUGUUAGAUCAAGAUAACAAAUUCUAACCGGUUCUCAUCACCUGGUGGCCGGAUAAUGUAUGGAUAUUAUAGGGAGAAAUGAAGUGUUCAUCACUAAGAGUUACAAGCACAGUUUUAAAAGGAGUUUGGCUGCAACUUUUGUCAUUCUCUUUCAGAAUGUAUUGAUUCAAAUGGGUCUUCAUGUGAUAUCGCUUGAUGGUAUGCUAAUCAGGGAAGCGCGCAGUUAUGUGUUGAAAUGCUAUGCUUGUUUCAGGUGAGUUCAUUUUUAACUGCGGAUUAGUUGAAAACUUGAAGAUUUUACUAAUUAAGUGUUAUGAAUUUGUGCUACUGGAGAAAUGCAGAAAAAAGGAAGAAACAAGUUGAUUAAAAUGAAACACAAAUUGGAAACGUAUGAACUCCAUAACCCCCUUGCAGUUAUUUACAGAUGAGGAAAGAAGACAAAAAUUAAUUAUCAGCUGGAGGGGGUUAUCUUGAUUAAACAUCAAAUUCUCUCAACUGAUCUACAAGGAAUUGUGUUGAAGGUAGAGGGGAGACUUCUUUUAGGGAGACACAUGGAGUUAUAAGUUUUGGUGUUGAAUUUUUUACAAAUCCAGCUGCAGAGAUCUUUGUAUACAGUUUUAAAGACAGUGAUAACAGAUUGCUUUAUUUUCUGGCAUCACUGAAUUGUUUGAUUAUCAGAUGUUUGAAAUCCAAUAAAAACUAAAUUUACAUUCCAAAGUAGAUAUUGUCUCACUGCAGCUCCUGGUGUGCACUCUGUACAUCCUCUACAUUGGAAGGUGGGAUCAGGAUUUGUAACAGCAUAUUUGUCAAUGUCCAGAGGCACUUACAAAUGUGGGAUUUGCUUGUUGUUGUGUUAAUUUAGAGUGACAUGUCAGCUGGAGAAAAAGUUCUGCCCAUCAUGUGGUAAUAGGACUUUGGUGAAGGUGUCUGUUAGUGUUGAUGAGGAUGGUAUAACCCAUUACCAUCUGCCUAACAGAAAGAAACCGUUUAACAUCAGAGGAAAAAAGGUAGUUUCUGAUAAGCAUAACUUUUAACUGUCACAAACUUUGUCAAGUAUGUAGGUGGCUUAUAAUAUUUGUUGUAGGCUUCUAUGAUAUUCUCAUUUCAUAAUGUUGUAUACAUCAGUUAAACUACAUUUGCUUAUAUUUUCGUGAAGAUCAUUUUGCACACAUCAACAUCCCGGCUUAAAGCUCCAUCGUAUGUAAGUUUUUUUGUCCCAGUCCCCCCUCAUUAAUCUCCCCCUCCCCGAGCAGGCGAGCUCCCCUCUAAUGUUAGUAUAAUUUAGGUAAGAAUCAAAUCAUGUACAUGUAUCGGUGAACAAGCUGUUCCAUGUUUUCAUUUGCAUUUCACUCGCCGUAUACUGUAGCAUUAACACUCAACGGGUUUUGAUAUUACUGUCUUGACACACUUGAAUGUCCAUCUGUGCAUCAGUUACCCUGUAACUGUCUUCUGUCUACCACAAGUUAGAGAAGUGAUGGUGUUUCGUAAAGGAUAUAACAUUUUGAAAUUCUUCUUCGGGUCUUGAAGAUAAAUUUUGCUUGUUCAAGCGGCCAUGCAUCAUUCUGUUUAUUUUAUAAACACCAAUGAAAAACAUAAUCAUUUUACUAUUUCAGCGAAAGGCGCGAUUUAUUAUGCAACCAACGGUGUUAUUUUCACUUGUGAAGAUAAGAUGUUAUUUUCGGUAUCCGCGGGUUUCGCCCAUAACGAGUUUCGCCCAAGAAGCGUUUCGCCCAUAACGAGAAUGGUUUCGCCCAGGCAUAAAUUCGAUUUAAGUUAAAGCUUUCGUACCGCACGCUUCGUCGGAGUAGUAAAGCUAUUCCACGCGCGCGCACUCAUGAACUUGACUAGUUUCUAUCUUUUCCAAUUAUAUGUUGCCGUUACCUAUGUCAGAAAUACAAUCUUUAACUCUCGAUUCCUUUGUUUUAGUAUUCACGAAACCGUAUUCACAUGUAUUCAUAAGCUGGCGUGCGGAACUUAUCUUCCGUGUACAAAAGAUUUGCAACGAUGAUAUGUUCCACGCGCAAGUGUUUUCAAAAGCGUUUAAUUUAAUUCUCGAGAAGAAAAGUGAUGCAAAAAAAUCAUAGCAAUGCUUUUACGACAAACGGACGUCUCUGCAGUAUUUCGUGCGCGAAUUACCUUAACAAUCCCCGCUCCACAGUGAAAGCUAUAAUUGCCUUGUUCGUUUCAACAGUAACUUGUUCGUUUCAAAAUUUCAUGAUCUCAGGUCAAGUCACUUUUCUUCAUUCUGUGCAUACAAACGUUUAUAAGGUUGACGUUUUCCGAGUGAGAGUGUAGAAGUUUUACUCAUGGGCGAAACCUUUAUUGUUCUGGGCGAAACCAUUCUCGUUCUGGGCGAAACGAUAUGUGCGAAACUCGUUAUGGGCGAAACCCGCUAUAACCUUAUUUUCACGUAUGAACAUAUCACGUGUUCGGGCGAAAGUUCACCUGGUAUUUCACUGGUGUUUAUGUGAUUAAUAUCUUUCUUGCUAUUGUUUUGCUGCAUGUACAUGACAUGGCAUUCAUCAGCUUCCUGCCCAAACUCGAACGGUGGAUCUUUGUUCCUGUGAAACAUAAAAACUCUCGCAAAACGUCAUCUUUUAUGCAACUAAAGAGAUUGAUUUCUGUGUUUCUAAAAUUUACUUGACUUGUUCCCUUUUUCUCUUAAUUUUUUUCAGUUCCCCCUCCCUCGGCCCCAAGGCGGUCGCCACAGUAACAACCCAGUCCUCACUGAGGACCAACCCCGUGGUCAGCAUCGUCUCCCGCGGAAGAAAGAUAACAUGAAUGUGUUUGAUCCUAAUUACAUCGCGCGCAGCUCACCAUUCGCCGCGAAAGAUGUAACAAGCCGCGCCUCGCAACUCGGUUAUCACUUGAAAGGUGCUCAAGAUUAUCAGAAUAGACGGAAUCCAAACGAGGUCAGGAAAAAAUCUGGACGGAGAAAGAAGUAGAGUGCUUGUGAUCUAUUUUCUCUCCUUCAUGUUUAAAAUUCGAGCAUGUGUUCCGUUGUGCGUCUCUAACCGCAUAUCAUGUACCCAAAGGAACCCUCCCAAGUUGCACUCACACAUACAACA